CGACCGCCGUUGAAAUUUGGCCACCUCCAUCUAAAUAUAUUAUUAUAAAUAUAUGACCCAUCGCCAUCUAAAACAGGCCGUACCCGGUUAAUAUCCAUAAUUAAUAAGUAUUAUUAGUUUUUUUUUUUUUUUUUUUUUUUUUUUUGAAAGCCGAAGGUAGGGUAUACGACCAACCAACCAAUCAUGGGUGCGGGGGCUCUGUUUGAUCUGGAAGAGCAAUUCGGGUUCUAUGGGGCCUAUCAUACUCAUCCGAUGAAUCUCGUUAUCCAUGUCAUCUUCGUCUGGCCUCUUCUUUUCUCUAUCCUUGUCUUUUGUGCUUACUCUCCUCCGUUCGUUUCUACUCCGCCUCUCCCCUUUUGCCCGUUCAGUGGUACUGAACAGUACGUCAUCUUCAAUUUGGCUUUCGUCUUGGCUUUGCUGUAUGCCACUUGCUACCUCCUCCUCGACAAGAAGGGGGGAUGGGUUGCAUUGCUGCUGUUAAUUGGCUGCUGGCUUGGCGCGAAUGGCUUCGUAUCCGCCUUGGGUCGGAAUCUGGCGUGGAAGGUGGCGUUGGCGAUUCAGAUCAUUGGAUGGGCUUCACAGUUUUUUGGCCAUUUUGCCUUCGAGGGUCGAAGGCCGGCAUUGUUCGACAACUUAGUACAGGCACUUCUCACGGCGCCCUACUUCGUUUUGCUGGAGGUCAUGCAGAAAUUUUUCGGUUAUGAGCCAAACCCUGGUUUCCACCAGAGAAUGCAGCUCAAGAUCAAACAGAACAUCGACGAACAUGAAAUGAAGAAGGAAAUGUAAGCGACUGAAGCCUCAGGUUGAUCUCUUGAGCUUCUAAAGCAGUUUGGCGGUUCACAGCCAGCCCCCAAGCUAGGUCUUCAUGCAUGUCGGAGGACGUGUUCGGUGGGUGGUUGAUGACACACGGUAAACUAAAAACGGCGUGAGAAUACGGUUGUUUACAUGCAUCCGCCAGUGUCGGAACACAACCAUUCAGAGAGCAUGUUCAUCCAAACGGUCGAAUUCCGAGAUUGGCGGCUCACUGUGUUGUGUGGCCACAAGCUCGAUCUUUGCGGAUGUCUGAGAACAUGUGGUCGGUUGAUGGUCCAUGACACGCGUCAGCAAGAAAGAGAAGGGUGAUAAUACUCUUCAUUCGAACAGCUGUGCAUGAUGCCAUUGCUUCUUGUCUGCAGGUUGAUCGUGUGAACUUCCGAAGCACUGGUGGUUGCGGCGCCACAGGCUAGAUCUUCAUCGACGUUCCGGGUCGGGGCAUGGUCGGUGGCAGACUUAUUUCCUGUCUGCAAAUCAACCAAUCGUCGAAACUUCUCUUCUGAGUCUUUCUGAUCUUGGUCUUUCUGAUCUUGUCCAUAGCAAUCCAGUGCUGUACAUAUAUAUAACUUGUUAAAAGUGUUGUUGUUUUUUCCUUUUUCUUUUUCUUUUCUUUUGUUUCAUCUAAGUCUUAAUUGGCAACUCCAGAUAUUUAAUAGUUACUAGUUAAGUAACCCAGUCGUGCCAGUCUUGUACAGUUAGUAUUAAGCUACACAGUGUUCUUUAGUAACCCAGUGUUAUUAAGUAGUAAAUUUUAGUUGGGUAC
Chara braunii is the source of this 1576-nucleotide messenger RNA. NCBI's taxonomy places the organism in Eukaryota, Viridiplantae, Streptophyta, Charophyceae, Charales, Characeae. The record is from the annotation of a GenBank genome assembly.